Molecule: messenger RNA, 739 nt
Organism: Moneuplotes crassus
Lineage: Eukaryota; Ciliophora; Spirotrichea; Euplotida; Euplotidae
Source: the annotation of a GenBank genome assembly
AUGGAAGCAAAGAUUUUCAUGGCCAGAGUUGCCGAUCAAUCUGAGAGAUACGAAGACAUGGUUGACUUCUUGAAGGAGAUUGUUGAAGGAUCUGAUAAAGAUGUCUCACCUGACGUUAGGAACUUGCUCUCAGUUGGUUUCAAGAACCUCAUCAGCGCUCAGAGAUCCGCCUGGAAGACUGUCCAAGCCAUUGAGCAGAACAAGAAGUAUGCUGAGUACUCAUCUGAUUGCGCUCAGUACAAGGAUAAGAUCAGCAGUGAGCUAGAGAAGAACUGCCAGAAGGUUAUCGAUAUCGUUAAUGAUAAGUGCUUGCCAAGAGCUGAAGAAGAUGACUCUAAAGUAUUCUACCUCAAAAUGAUUGGAGAUUACUACAGAUACACUGCAGAGACUGCCAGCGGAAGCAAGCUCGAAGAAGUAACUGAGAACGCCAGCAAGUACUACCAACAAGCUACUGAUGCUUCUGAUAAUCUCAAGGCAUAUAACAGCAACAAGCUAGGAUUGGCCUUGAACUACUCGGUCUUCUGGUAUGAACUGAAGAAUGACAGCUCCAAGGCAUGCGAAAUUGCUGAGAAGGCUCUCAAUGAAGCCAGAGAGAAGAUCGAUGACAUGGACAACGAUGAGGCCAGAGAUGCCCUUUCCAUCAUCGAGCUCUUGAAGGAGAACCUCGACUUGUGGAGAGAAGAAGAGGGAGAAGAUAACCAAGAUUAAAUCUAAAAGCACCGCAUUAUUCAGUAUUCUA